CGGAGCGCGCGCGCCAUGGACGUGAAGCGGCUGAAGGUGACGGAGCUGCGGGCCGAGCUCGGGCGGCGCGGCCUGGAUUCGCGCGGCUUGAAAGUGGAGCUGGCCCAGCGGCUCCAGGAGGCCCUGGACGCCGAGAUGCUGGCGGCCGGGCCUGAGGAGGCCGGGGCGGAGGCCGGGAUGGCCGCGGCGGCGGCGGCCGGGCAGAGCCUGGGCAGGGCCCGCCUGGGCGUCGGAGGCGACAUCGAGGACGACGACGACGAGGACGAGGAGGAGGAGGAGGAGGAAGACGAGGAGGAGGAGGACGAGGAGGCGCUGCUGGCCGACGAGGAGGAGCCGGCGGCGCUGCCGCCGCAGCAGCAAGCGGGGGGCGGCCAGGCCCAGGCCCCGCAGGCCGGCGAGCAGGGCGAAGGCCCGGCGCCGCCGCCGCAGCCUGGCACUGGCGGCGGCGGCGUCAACGCGGCGGCGGCGGCGGCGGCGGGGGGAGACGCCGAGGCCCAGCAGGAAGGCGCGCAGCCGGCAAAUGAGGAAGAUGAGAAAGCCAAGCAGGCUGGUCCAGAUGGUGAACGCCACGGGCUGAAAAGGCAACGGGACGAGAAGGAAGAGCAUGGCCGUGCUUACUAUGAGUUCCGAGAGGAGGCGUACAGUAGCCGAUCCAAGUCUCCACCGCCACCGGAAGAGGAGCCCAGGGAAGAGGAUGAGGAGACCGUUGUGAUCCUGGACACAUAUACAUCCGAUCUCCAUUUCCGAGCCACCAAGGACCGCUACGGAGGACAGCCUCUGUUCUCCGAAAAAUUCCCCAAUCUGUGGUCUGGAGCAAGAAGUACGCAUGGAGUGAAAAAGGGGAAGGUCUGCUUUGAGGCCAAGGUGGCACAAAACCUCCCGCUGAAGGAGGGCUGCACGGAAUCCCAGCUGCUUCGUGUCGGAUGGUCCGUGGAUCUCUCUCGGCUGCAGCUAGGUGAGGAUGAGUUUUCUUAUGGCUACGAUGGACGAGGGUUGAAGGCUGCAAAUGGGCAAUUCGAAGACUUUGCUCAGCCCUUUGGGGAGAAUGAUGUGAUCGGUUGCUUUGCUAAUUUCGAGAGCGAAGAGGUGGAGCUGUCCUUCUCCAAGAACGGGGAGGACCUGGGGGUGGCCUUCCGGAUCAGCAAGGAGGGGCUGGGCGACAGAGCUUUGCUGCCCCACGUGCUGUGCAAAAACUGCGUCGUGGAGGUCAACUUUGGCCAGAAGGAGGAGCCUUUCUUCCCAGUCCCUGAGGACUACGUCUUCAUCCACGCCGUCCCGGUCGAGGAUCGAGUGCGCACUCCGCUGCCACCAAAAACUCCUGGAGAGUGUGAGGUGCUGCUCAUGGUAGGACUGCCAGGAUGUGGAAAAACCCACUGGGCUCAGAAGCACACCCAGGAGAACCAAGAGAAGCGCUAUAACAUUCUGGGGACAGACACCAUUCUCUUCCAAAUGAAGACAAAGGGCCCCCUUCCCGAAGAAGCCCUGGACACUGCAGCUCGAGACCUGCUGCUUCAGCAAGCUGCCCGCUGUGUCAGCAAGCUGGUCCGGAUUGCCCCCCGAACAAAGCGAAACUUUAUUCUUGAUCAGUGUAAUGUGUACAAUUCCGGCCAACGGCGGAAGCUGCUCCCCUUCAAAGGAUUCAUCCGUAAGGUGAUUGUGGUGGUUCCAAGUGAGGAGAACUGGAAAGAGAGGCUGGAGCAAAGGGAGGAGGCAGAAGGGGACAAAGUGCCUGAGUCGGUGAUCCUGGAGAUGAAAGCCAACUUCUCGCUUCCGGAUAAGUACGACUUCAUCGACGAAGUCCUGUAUGAAGCACUUGCCAAAGAGGAGGCGCAGACCCUCGUCACCAAAUACAAGGAGGAGGCCAGGAAGCUGCUCCCGCCCUCGGAGAAGCGGACGAACCGGCGCAACAACCGCAACAAGCGCAACCGCCAGAACCGCAACCGCGGCCAGGGAUAUGCUCAGCCCAGGCAACCCAGUAUGCAGCACCCCCCUGGGCUGCUGUUUGGCGGCCAGCGCCGAGGCGGCUACAACCACCGGGCCUAUGGGCAGCAGCAGCAGCAGCAGCAGCAGUACUGGGGGCAGCCUGGGAACAGAGGCGGUUACCGCAACUUCUACGACAGAUACAGGGGGGACUACAACCGGUUCUACGGACGUGAUUACGAGUACAACAGAUACAGAGACUACUACAGGGACUACAAUCGAGAGUGGCAGAACUACUACCAAGACAGAGACCGAUAUUACAGGAACUACUACGGCUACCAAGGGUACCGGUGAAAGCCCUGCCGUCUCCACCCUUCAGCGAAGCCGUGAGGCUCAGUGGAGGGGGCAUCUCUGCCACUUCCCACGACAUGCAAGCGAUGGAAACUGGGCUGUUGGGGAGAGUCGGCAGCAGGGUUGGCGGAAGGGGUGGGGAGGUUUAAAAAAAAAAAAAAGAAAUUGUAAAUUUUUUUUAAAGUUUGUUGAAAAGAAUAUUGUCUUCUAUAAAAAAAACACAAAAAAACCAUUUCAACCCUAGUUUAGACAUUUGUAAUCAAAAUGUUUGCGCAAAGAGAGCAGCACUUAGCGCUGCCUGUGAUUGGACAGGAAAACGUGACAUCAUAGAGCAGCUGGACUGGCAGCUGGGGAGGAGGGAGGUGAGGGGCUUGCAGGCUGAUGGGACUCGGUAGCAGGCUGGGGAGAUGCAGGGAACUGAUGGCCAUGGGGUGCGGGGAUAGACAACUUCUGGCUUCUCCCAACUUACGCAAAACAAAACCUACGUAGGGUUCUUGUUUGCCACUCUGUUUUUUUCCUGGGCAGGGGGCAGUGGCGUGACUUCUUACGAGCACGGAAAUAUUUCCUGUCCUGGAGCCACCGAGAGAGGUCGUGGUGCUCCUCCUCACCUCGCUUCCAGAGUUUGGCCGAUGUUUUCAGACAGUGAAUUGCUGGGAGGCCUGUUGCACAGCCCAGGCCAGAGGCUUCUCUUGAGCUGCGCCCCUUUUUUUUCCAAGCAUCUCAUCAUCUUAAAGGCAUAGUUGCGAACCGUCGAACAGAACGAAACACGAUUUGCAAAGUUGCCACAUUUCUCUUCCUUUGUGGCCAAAGCAAGCUGCCUUGGGUAACCCACGCUGGAUUCUCUUCCUUUCCUCCCAAGACUUAGCUGGCCCGCUCAUCAUCUCUGUAUAGUAUCUGUCCUCUUUAUUUCCAUUCUUCCUUUCUUUUCCCCUUUCCUUUCUUUCUUUCUGUCUGUCUCUCUUUUUUUAGCAGAGUGGAAGGAACAUUUUUCUCAGGGUUUUCUGCAGGAUCUUCUCGUUGUUAGCACCUAACUUGUAUAUAGGCGAAACCUGUGCUAGCGUGUAACUUCCACCUUUUUUGAGGAGCCCUAGUGCUGAGAACAAAGUUUUAUACAGUCGGGGCAGAAGGGGCAAAAAGGAUUCCAUGCUGGUUGUGGUUUUGAUAAACUGGUGAGCCUCUGUAUAUAGGAAGUGGGGGAAGAGAGGAUCUGUGUUUUGGGGGGUGGGGGAGUGGUGUGUGUGCCCCUCGGGGGAAAAAAAAGUUGCCUUUGGAUCUCUCCUUUUGGUAAGUUUGAUUUUUCAGGAAAAUGGGUGUACAUCUUGCAGCCUUUGGUGGGAAUGCUCUCUUCCUCCACCACCCCCUGCUUUGGUUUGUCCCCCUCUUCUGGCCCUGAAGAGUCUUCCUCGGCAUUUGGCGUCUUCCGCAAACAGAAGCAGCCCUCACCUUUCAUGUACAAGCAGGUUCGGCAGCUGGGGUCCUUCUGGAGUGCAGGACUGGUAGGCGAGGGGUCCUGCUCCCUGCUGUGAUUCGUCUGCACGGGGUGAAUUUGGCUUCCUCACUUGCUUCUCUCCACAGAGUGAAAGGGGGGGGGAGAGGACUUCCCAAAAGCAAGGUGUCCCCCCCCCCACCUCCACCUGGGCCUAAUUAUGUUUGACUCCCAACCACAGGGGUUAAAGAUUUGCCUCUGUUCCUUGUGAUUCACUGUUUGAAAUUCAAACUUUUUACUUUUCUUUCUUUUUUAAAUGUUGGGGUGUUUUUUUUUUAAAGAACAGAUGCUCGUUUCAAAAACCUCGCCAGGCUUUGCAAGUGGCUGUCGCUCCAUCCCCGUGGAGAGCGUUCAUUCCCGCAUCCCAGCCCGACAGAGGAAUGGGGGCCUGCCAGCGCCAGAGGAUGUGGGGUCAGGGGACUGAUGUGGGGUGGGGAGCCGGGGCGGAGGGCAGCCGCCCUCUUCCAGCCUCUGGCCCUUUUGUCAGAACAUAGGAGUUAUUGCAAAGCAGGAUUCUUCUAUCUCCAUGCAUGUGUGUAUUCAGAAUGUGUGAUUGUGUGACAACUGUUUUUAUAACAAAAUUAACUGGUAUUUUAAACACUUCAGGCCACUAGAAAAAUAUUCUUCUGGGGGAGAAGGGUGUGCGUGAGAGAACGAGAGAGAGAGAGAGAGAGAGAACUCGUGUGCAAAUAACUUCAGUAGCCGGAUUUUACACGGAAGCGCGUUUGCGUGAAACUAUGAAACGCUGGUCUGGGGUAUCCCAGCACCUUGACGAAAGCAAACACGCUUCUUGGGAUCACAGGAUGAGGUGGGACAGGUGCUUGGGGCUCGAUUAGUUUUGAUACCUUCAAGAAGUUGCCACUGCUGUUAAACGGAAUAGCUUUUGAAGCUACAGUCCUUUUCGAUUAGGAGCUAAACAAGAAAAAAGCUAUCUUUCGGGGGGGGGGGGGUAAACUGCCGCAAACUUAAGACCGUCAGACCAAGAGAGAUCUUAGCAACUUUAGUAGAUGUCUUCUUUUUUCUGCACAUUUUUGUAAAAAACAAAAAAAGGAAAAAAAGGAAAAAAAUUAAAUGGUAAAAACUUACAAAAAAAAACAGCCUGUUUAAAAUCUGUUAGUGUUUUUCAUGAUUGUCUUAGUUGCUAUAGAUGAGAAGCUCAAGUGAAACGGAGGCUGUAAAUGUUUUUACAAACUGUAAAACGUUUAAGUGGCCAGUAAAAGGGGAUUGCCAUUGAACAUGUAACUGUGUGGUUGUUUACAUCUGUAACUUUCUUUCCUUAACAAUUCUGGCAUCUGUAGGUUGAAAAACUUCCAUUUUUAGAAUAAAUAACCAUUCGCUUGA
Messenger RNA from Varanus komodoensis (Komodo dragon), 5098 nucleotides. RefSeq names its product heterogeneous nuclear ribonucleoprotein U like 2 (gene HNRNPUL2). The record is from RefSeq and is a predicted model, not a curated record. Gene Ontology annotation, molecular function: protein binding. The transcript has 16 exons. Gene Ontology annotation, cellular component: membrane. Bases 16 to 2274 code for a protein of 752 amino acids. Lineage: Eukaryota; Metazoa; Chordata; Lepidosauria; Squamata; Varanidae.